Aspergillus glaucus CBS 516.65 is the source of this 894-nucleotide messenger RNA. Its product is annotated as protein-S-isoprenylcysteine carboxyl O-methyltransferase. The transcript is spliced from 2 exons. The record is from RefSeq and is a predicted model, not a curated record. Gene Ontology annotation, cellular component: endoplasmic reticulum; membrane. NCBI's taxonomy places the organism in Eukaryota, Fungi, Ascomycota, Eurotiomycetes, Eurotiales, Aspergillaceae. Gene Ontology annotation, biological process: C-terminal protein methylation. The coding region runs from base 1 to 894 and encodes 297 amino acids. Gene Ontology annotation, molecular function: protein C-terminal S-isoprenylcysteine carboxyl O-methyltransferase activity.
AUGACAAUAAAUACUUCUUCCAGCUCCCAGGCUCACCAGGAGUCCGAGUUCCCAACCUGGCGCCCCCCUCACCCAGCAACCUCGAGCUCGAGCUCGCGAUCCUCCUCCGCAUCACCAACACCAUCAGCGACAACAACACGAAAAGCAAAACCCUCACCACCCCUCGACCUCUCUAACUACCCCAAUGGCGAGAAAUCCCUCUCCGGAAUCUCCCUCCGAGCCUUCCUUAUCGGCACUACACUAGGACUCUCGACCUGUGUUACGUUAUUCUUCGCCUUCCUCCAGCCAACGCCCCUAUGGCGCGUUCCCUUCUUCCUCGCUUCGCUGUCGCUCUUCCAUUUCCUUGAGUUCUACGUUACCGCUGCACAUAACACGCGCUAUGCGUCUGUCUCCGCAUUUCUUCUCUCCAGCAACGGCUGGGCAUACAAUAUCGCGCACGGGUCCGCGAUGCUAGAGUGUCUCGUCGGAUACUACUUCUUCCCCGAAAGCCGCUACUACACUCUCAACAUCGAAGACACCUCCGGUCUCAAGAUAACUCUGGUUCUGGGAUUGUUCUUAAUGGCGUUGGGCCAGGUCGUUCGCACGCUGGCGAUGGCCCAGGCGGGGAGUAACUUCAACCACACCGUGCAGGUCGAACAUCAAGAGGGACAUGUGCUGGUGCGGAACGGAGUGUAUGCGAUUUCGCGACACCCGAGCUACUUUGGGUUCUUUUGGUGGGGGUUGGGGACGCAGUUGGUGCUGGGGAAUGUGGUUUGUUUUGUGGGGUAUGCGCUUGUGUUGUGGAGGUUCUUUAGCAGUCGGAUUAAGAGAGAGGAGAAGUUCUUGGUCUGCUUCUUUGGAGACGACUAUGUUGAUUACAAGAAGACUACUUGGGUUGGGAUUCCGGGUAUUUAG